This is a messenger RNA of Penicillium taxi, 2037 nucleotides long. Its product is annotated as SET domain-containing protein. Bases 1 to 2037 code for a protein of 678 amino acids. The record is from RefSeq and is a predicted model, not a curated record. The transcript is spliced from 2 exons. Gene Ontology annotation, molecular function: protein binding; histone H4K20 methyltransferase activity. Lineage: Eukaryota; Fungi; Ascomycota; Eurotiomycetes; Eurotiales; Aspergillaceae. Gene Ontology annotation, cellular component: nucleus.
AUGCCACCGAAGAAAUUGCGCUCAGCCUCUCCUGCGACAGAGCGCCGAGAACGUUUGACACUGGAUAAACUGGCCAGCUAUGACGAUGUCGCAACAGAUGCGCUAGUCGAUCAUGCAUACUUUUGGACCACGACUCGAAAGAAUCGCACAAAGUACAGCCCAGCCCGCGGAAUUCACGACGAUGAGGUUGGUCACAUCCUCCUCCACGACGUCGUCGUCGCAAAGGACAUCCCGCAAGCCGAGAAGAAACUAUUGGAACUAUCUGGUUUGAGGAAAUACGUGUCUAACCUACGAAGCCCUCGUGAAAAGGAAUGGUUUCGCCGACACCUCCAUAAAUAUAUCCAGAUGUAUCACCCGGACUGCCCCUAUGAGGUGACCACCACCAACCGAUACAUCAUCACAGAACACGAAGCUGCCAUCUGUGCUCGAAAGUUUAUCAAAGCGAAUCAGGAGAUCAAGUUCCUCAGCGGAACACUGGUUGCAAUGACCAAGGAGGAAGAGUUAGAUCUCGGCUUGACUCGGAAAGAUUUCAGUGUGGUAAUGUCUAGCCGCCGGAAAACCCCUUCUUUCUUCCUGGGCCCCGCUCGAUUUGCAAAUCACGACUGCGAUGCCAAUGGCCGCCUUGUUACACGGGGUACGGAGGGUAUGUCUGUUAUGGCUACGCGUAACAUAUAUGAAGGAGAAGAAAUCACCGUGUCCUACGGAGAGGAUUACUUUGGUAUUGACAACUGUGAAUGUCUAUGCUCAACAUGCGAACAAGCGGGAAGGAACGGAUGGCUACCUCAAGUGGACUCGGAUUCAGAUGAAACCACAUCGGCCUCAACAGACGAGGCCACGCUUACCGAACCCACUGCGCGGGGGAGGAAGCGCAGGCGCGAUUCGGAGGACUUGGACCCUGAAGACUCAACUUCAAUAUGUUCAACCCCGCAUAAGCGGACCAAGCUCCAGAGUCGGACUUCCAAGCUGCGUCAACAUAUUUCUUUGUCCGAACUCCUCAAUGAACCGUCCCCUGACACCGAACUUUGCACCACCUCUGAGUCCGAAGCCGACUCCGCAGCCGCCGCUGCUCUAGCCGCAGACGACCAACACCUGUCUAAGCUAAGACAGGAAAUAAUAGUAAGCGAAAGAGUGGAAUCUAAUGCGGAGACGCCGCUGGUCGCGACAGUGUUUUCAGUUGUGGGAUCCAACCAACCAGAGUCAAAAGAGACUUUAAUCCUGGAUAUGAAAACAGAGCCAGUCACUCCCAGCUUUAACGAUAAUAAUUCUCAAACAAGUGCCCCCAACGACUGUGAAUCUCCCAGCUCUGUUGCAGGCGAAUCUCACCGGUCGUCAACUUCAAGUACUCCCACAUCUGUGGAUGGAACUGGGUCCAACGAGAAGAAGAAAGAGACCUCAGAGACAGAACAGCCUAUCCUGAAAGUCACCACAAUAGAGUGUACAUCCAGUGUUUCCACAACAAAGUUAGAUGUUGUGACUUACGCCGCUACGCAAGAUGUGCAGCCGGAAAUAUCAGAAUCGCUCGAAUCAGACGAUGUCUCAGAGGAGACCGAAAAGACCCCCAAAGCUCGGCGACGGCGAGGUAAAUGGCACAUCAUCUCCUCCGUCGAAGACCAGGCGCCUAUCGUACGGGCUCCCGGCGACUAUACCAAGACAUCGCGACUACUUGCCCAAAAGUAUGAUCGCUGGGUCGAUUGCCAAACAUGCGAUUCGUGGUUCGUCCAGUCAAAUUCCUACCAGACACGCCGAGAAUGUCCCCGUUGCGAAAGACACUCCAAGAUCUACGGAUUCCAGUGGCCCCAGACGGAAAAAGGUAGUGAUGGUGAAGACCGCAUCAUGGAUCACCGUAUUAUCCACCGAUUCAUCUCCCCGGAGUCAGAGGCGCGCAUCUCCCGCCGAGAUCGCGGUAUCAGCUUUGGUGUCAGUUCCACCCCCGAACUCUCGGAUGCGCGCACUGAGACAGCAACUGAAGUCGUUGAAUCUCGUCGGGGCACCCGUUCUAGUCGACGCCUGGCACGGGAGCUGCGAUUGACGAUGUAA